AUGGCAUCCUCUUUGACCCUUGCCUUCGUCGGAUGCGGCAAUAUGGGAGCCGCCAUCCUCGGCGGGAUUCUGGAUGUAACCCGGGAGGACUCCGAGAGAUCGAGUCUGUCAUUGCCAGCACCGUGUGCGGUCUCGCGGUUCCUCGCAUGUACAAAGACGGCCGGGUCGGCUGAGAAGCUACGCACCAGAUUCGCCCGGGACAGCUCACGGGUCGAAGUUCUGCAUGACAGCAAUGUGAAGGCCAUGAUGGAGGCAGAUAUCAUCGUGCUAGGCUGCAAGCCCUAUCUGGCCGAGGCUGUCCUCUCUGAACCUGGCGUGCAAGAGGCGUUGACGAAUAAGUUUUUGGUCAGCAUCGUCGCGGGAAAGACGUGCGCAGAGUUGCAGCAAUAUAUCCAAAAGGGGUCGAGCCCAAACUCCGAAUCAUCAUAUUCUAUUAUGCGAGCGAUCCCCAACGUUGCCGCGAGCGUGGGCGAGUCGAUGACCGUCAUUGAGCAGCCGGCCGCCCAUAUCCCGGUCCGGUACGUGGAUGUUAUCACCUGGAUAUUCGAGCAGAUUGGCAUGGUCAAGUUCCUUGCCCCGGAUCUGAUGGAUGUUGGAUGCAUGAUGGCUGGCUCAUCGAUGGCCGUGCUCUCCCUUGCGCUGGACGGUAUUUUGGACGGUGCCGUCGCCGAGGGUGUCCGCCGAGCUGACGCGAUGGAGAUGGCAGCUCAGGGCCUGCUAGGCCUAUCCAAGUUGCUUAAGGCAGGCACGCACCCGGCUAUCUUCCGCGAGACCGUCUCCUCGCCUCGCGGCUGUACCAUCCAGGGGCUGCUGACGGCGGAGAAGGCUGGUGUGAGAGGAACGUAUGCUCAAGCUAUCAUCGAUGGCACGCAGCAUCUGCAAAAGCUGCAAAAGAAAUAA
Penicilliopsis zonata CBS 506.65 is the source of this 900-nucleotide messenger RNA. RefSeq lists its product as hypothetical. Gene Ontology annotation, molecular function: pyrroline-5-carboxylate reductase activity. Gene Ontology annotation, biological process: L-proline biosynthetic process. The record is from RefSeq and is a predicted model, not a curated record. The coding region runs from base 1 to 900 and encodes 299 amino acids. Lineage: Eukaryota; Fungi; Ascomycota; Eurotiomycetes; Eurotiales; Aspergillaceae. The transcript has 2 exons.